Molecule: messenger RNA, 4044 nt
Organism: Rotaria sp. Silwood1
Lineage: Eukaryota; Metazoa; Rotifera; Eurotatoria; Philodinida; Philodinidae
Source: the annotation of a GenBank genome assembly
AUGGUUAACGAAGCAACUAUAAAAUCAUUUCAUUUUACAUUUUUAUCGGUUGAUAUUUCAAAUAAUAAAGAUCACAGUGAAUUAAUUACCUUAUUAGAUUUUCCAAGUACAUUCACUCCUGAAGAAUGGUCAUAUACAUUUUUUGAAGGAUUAGCAAGAUACGAUGCUGCUGAGUUUCAAAAUAAAAAUCUUGUUGAAUUAGGUUGUGGUAACGGUUGGAUAACCAUUACUAUGGCAAAAAAAUUUGGACCACAAAAAGUGUUUGGUUUAGAUAUUAAUCCACGAGCAAUAGUUUGUUCGAAAAUAAAUCUCUAUUUAAAUGCAUUAGAUGAUCAAGCCAAUGACGUUAAGGAUGAUUUGAAUGAAGAAAAUUUAAUUGAUAAAAUUGAAUUUUAUGAAUCAGAUCUACUUGAAUAUUUCAUUAAUAAAGAACCUUUUCAUUUCGAUGUCAUAUUUGGAUGUAUUCCACAAGUACUUCAUCCAGAAAAUUUUCCUACUCAUGAAAUAAUACAUGAACAUCAACAUGAUGAUUUAUUAUAUUCAUACAGUAAUUAUUGUGCCAAACAAGGUUACGUUGAAGAUUCUUUUGGCUUGGGAUUAAUAGCCAAGGCACUCGAACAAGGUAUUGAUUUGAUUAAACCCAGAGGAAAAUUAAUUUUCAAUAUGGGCGGUCGUCCUGGUAAAAAAAUGUUGGAAAGAUUGUUUGAGCGACGAGGGGUCGAUAUCAAGAAAAUAUGGCAGAGAAAAGUAAUACAGGCAAGUGACACAGAUAUUGCUCCUAUGAUAAAAAUAGAAGAACAAUCACCAAUUAGGUUUGAAUUUUAUAUGGGUUUGAAUUUUGAUGAGUCAAUAUCUGCUAAAACUGCAAAAUAUUAUGCAGAUGCUGGCGGACAAAUUUGUCAUUCAUUAACUGUUUAUGAAUGCACUUUCCAUAAUUUGGAUUUGUUAAGAAAUAUUUUCAGUUUAUUAAAAGAUGUUGAUUAUCAAGAAGCAUUGCAUGGAUUAGAUUUGUGUUUUAACGAUAAAAGCAUUGCUGAAGAAAAAAUUAAUUUUCUUUCAACUCUUACUCAAAAAUUGGACAAAAUGCUAUUUUUUCCGUAUGGCGAAACCAAAGGUGAAACAAUAUUUCGUAAACGAAUUGCUCAAUAUUUAAAUUCAUAUUAUCAUACAAGCUUUACACAUCAACAUUUGUUAAUUGCUCCAAAUUUAAGGUCGUUAAUUAGCAAUAUUGUUAAUGUUUAUUCAGCUUCAUUGAUUUUGGCUGAUACAGAUCAUGCCAAAGGUUUGAGAAAAUAUGAAUCCAAAAAUUUUAUAUUGCUUGAAGUUCCUCAAUCAUCUACUUUAUUAGAAGAAUUAAUUAUAAAAUUAAAACCUCAAUUGGUAUUUUUCAGUUUUAAUGAAUUACAAAGCAAGUCGGUCGAAUCUUUUAAAUCACUUAUUUCGGUCUCAGAACAAGAAGGAACACGUUUAUUUGUGGAUAUGUCAGCUUACUUCGAAGUAAGCAGUUCUCCUCAAAAUAAUGGUAUUCUAAAUUAUUUGUCAAAAAAUAAUCUUCCUAAUCAUGUUGCCAUCAUCUGUGGUUUGGUAAAAAAUAAGGUUUAUUCAGAUUUAGAAGAUUGUUUCUUAUUAACACAAAACGAAAACAUGAUUGAAACACUUGCUAAUAGUGCUGAACUUACAUACAGCAGAACACCGAUGGUUUCACAACUUUAUUAUUCGGAAUUAUUAUUUGAUUUAGUUAAAUUUCAAAUGGUAAACGUAAGAAAAAAUCAGAAACAUGCUGGUUUGUUUAAGGAAACUGUUGAUUUUAAACAAAAAUUCAUCAGGAUGAGAAAUAAUGUUUUGGAAUCGUUCAAUCAUCCAUGCAUUCAAAUCAAUGAACUUCCAAUAACAAAAAAUACGAUAAGAUUAGAUUAUGGUGAAAACGAAUUAGUUAGUCCAAAAUCGUUAAAAACUUCUAUUUUUGAAAGUUUUAUUCGACAAAACAUUACAAAUGAAGAAAUUGAUGUAUUACCUGAAAUUUCAACAUUAUUAAAAUCAAGAUUUGGUAUCAAUUUAAGUAAUGAAAUAAAAAUACAUUUUGGAACGGGAGUCGCUCCACUAUUUUCGGCAUUGGUACGAACAUGUAUAGAACAACAUGGAAUAUUGGUUUUUCCACAAGGUGCUUAUGGUUAUUUUUAUGCUACAGCAAUGUAUUAUAAUGCACCGAUAAAAAUUAUUUCAACUUCAGAAAAUAAUCAAUUUAAAAUAUCACCUUCCGAACUAUCACAAGUAAUUAACGACAGUGCAAAUUAUUGGAUUUUUUUAAAUUUUCCAUUGGUAAAUCCCACAGGCGCAAGAUAUGGAGCAUCUGAAAUUGAAGCCAUUUUAAGUGUUCCAGGAAUUUCGAAUGUCACUAUUAUAAUAGAUACUAUUUUUUCGGGUUUAGAAUUUGAAAAAUCUGCUGAAACAUAUCGAUUAGAUAAAUUAUUUGAUGACGGUAAAAUAAAAUAUGCUGUUCUAGGUGGAAUUUCAAAAGAAUUUGCUGGCGCUGGAUUACGUUUUGGAUAUUUGGUAACAAAAAAUGAACUGAUUUCUGACGGUAUAAACAAACAUAUGAUUACCCAGCCACACUCCACAAUGCUUUAUGCUUGCAAAAAGAUUUAUGGACUAUUAAAUAAACAAGAUUCAUUUUUACUCAAAACACUUGAAGAACAACGGUGCACAUUGAAAUCAAGAGCUGAUCGGCUAAGUAAAACGCUUACAGAAUGUGGUUGGAAAAUUUUGCCAUCCCAAGGUGGUUUAUUCAUGGUUGCUUCACCUGUUAGUUAUUUUAAUAAGGUUAUUGAAGUUUCAAGUUCAUCAGGAAAAUUCAGUUAUACUCUAAAUGGAAGCAAUAUUCACGAAGCAUUGUUUUAUGCAACAGGUCUAUUAAUAAAUAAUGAUAUAUGGACUGGAAUUAAAGGAUAUUGUCGAUUUGUGUUGAGUAAAACUGAAUAUUUAAAAUGUAAAUCAUUAUCUGAUUUCGAAGAAUUAGCUAAGAAAUCCAUGAUGCCACAUCGUUUUUAUUAUUAUGACUACAAAGCUGGUCAAGGACAUACAUAUCAAGCAUGUCGACACUAUUUUGAUAAACAGUUAAGAAUUAUGCCAAGAGUUUUGAUGGAUGUUAGUGAAAUUUCAUUAAAAACAACUAUAUUUGGAUCGAUAUAUGAAUCACCAAUCCUAAUUGCUACGUCUGCUUGUCAUUGUCUUGCUCAUGUUGAUGGUGAAGUUGCCACAGCUCGCGCCGCAACUGAAGCUCAAUGUAUUUUUACGUACAAUUGGACGUUUUCAAAUAUGCCAGAAGAAGAAGUUCUACAAACACUGGGUCCAAAAUUUUUACAUAUUUAUCUGACAACACCUAUAGAAAUCUUAGAACAAAUAGUUCCACAAGCUGAUAAAAAAGGAUAUCGAGCAAUUGUUAUUACAUGUGAUCAACCACAUGAACGUAUUCGAGAUUUUGUAUUACCGUUAUUUGAAGAAGCAUCAAAGAAUAUCGAUCCAGAAUUAAUGAAGAGUAUGUCAAUACCAAAUUUGAAUAUACCUGGUAUAAUCGUUAAGCAGCGUUUUGGCACCGGUUCAGUAACAUGGGCAAAUAUUGAAUGGUUAAGAAAAUUGACACAGUUACCAAUUAUUUGCAAAGGUAUACUCUCACCGAUUGAUGCAGAAUUAGCAAUUAAAUAUGGAGCAAAUGGAAUUAUUGUCAGUAACCAUGGUGGUCGACUAAUUGAUACAGCACCACCAGCUAUUGAAUGUCUAGAAGAUGUCAUCAAUGUUGUGGAUGGACGUGCAGAAGUAUUUGUUGAUACUGGCAUUCGAAGUGGAACUGAUGUGUUAAAAGCAUUAGCAUUGGGCGCACGAGCUGUUUUUAUCGGUCGGCCGAUUUUAUAUGGAUUGGCUAGUGGUGGACAAGAUGGUGUUCGAAGAGUAUUAGAUAUAUUAAAACGUGAAUUAGUUUAUGAUAUGGCUUGUUGUGGAUUAACAUCGAUUGAUCAAAUUAAUAAAGAGAUUCUUUAUAAACAUUAA